CAUCAACAGGCGCCACCACACCACACGGAAAAGCCACCUCGACCUUUCAAGCAGCAAACACGCUUCGAUUCCGUUUAUAAUGUGUAUUUAAAAAUGAUUUGAGGGGAAAUUAAAGCGUGUGUGAGACUGUGAAAGAGAACGGAUCCGAAAUGCUUCGUUGUUCUCUCGUAAUUUGUGGCAGAGGAGUCGCUAAAAGGUUUGCCUCAUCGUUUUCUGGCGAGAGCGCUCUGCCUUCCAAUUUACUGCUGCCUACAAACCUUGUGGACCCUGCCAGAUUAAAGCGUCCUCCUCCUCCUGCAGACUGCUCCCUGCCUGUCCUGAGGAAGUGCGACGCCAUCGUUCCCGCCCACCUGAGCCCCGUCCAGACGUGGGUGGAGACUCUGGAGAGGCGGGACAGCGAGCCGUUGGGUCUGGCUCACCUCCACCCAGAUGUCUUCGCUGUGCCUCCCAGGCUCGACAUUCUCCAUGACGUUGAAAAAUGGCAGAAAAAUUAUAAAAGAAUUAGCCACGCCAACACAAAGGUCAGGUCAGAGGUCAGAGGUGGAGGCAGGAAACCAUGGAAACAGAAAGGAAGUGGAAGAGCACGCCAUGGAAGCAUCCGAUCACCGAUAUGGAGAGGAGGUGGGGUGUCUCAUGGACCCAGAGGGCCGACCAGUUACUACUACAUGUUACCCAUGAAAGUUCGAGUGCAAGGACUCAAAGUGGCUCUGAGCUCCAAGCUGGCUCAGGACUACCUUUACAUCGUGGACUCUCUCAACAUCCCCACACCUGACUCUCAGUACCUGUUGGACCUCAUCAGACACAAACACUGGGGAGAGUCGGUGUUAAUAGUCAGUUUAGAUGAAGAGUUUCCCGACAACAUCCUUCAGGCAACAGCUAAUUUGAAGACAGUGAACAUUAUUCCAGCCAUUGGUCUGAAUGUCCACAGCAUCCUGAAACAUGAAGCCGUUGUCCUCACUCUGGAAACGAUUAAGUUUCUGGAAGACAAGCUGCUUUGGCACGACCAGCGUUACACACCUCUGUACCCAUUUAGACUGCCCUACUCAGAUCUCCCAUAGACCACACAAAAUUACCUGUAAUAUAUUCACUGACUGCAGUGAGACAAAUGUUUUAUUAAUGUGUUUAUUAUGUUUAUCAAAACAAGUCACCAAUAAAUAAUGUCAAUGAUAAAAAAAAAAA
Micropterus salmoides (largemouth bass) is the source of this 1179-nucleotide messenger RNA. It is a transcript of the gene mrpl4, whose product is annotated as mitochondrial ribosomal protein L4. NCBI's taxonomy places the organism in Eukaryota, Metazoa, Chordata, Actinopteri, Centrarchiformes, Centrarchidae. The transcript has 9 exons. Gene Ontology annotation, molecular function: structural constituent of ribosome. Bases 150 to 1058 code for a protein of 302 amino acids. The record is from RefSeq and is a predicted model, not a curated record. Gene Ontology annotation, cellular component: ribosome. Gene Ontology annotation, biological process: translation.